AUGGCGACAGAGCUUCAAACAUGUGACUUCGGCGCUAUCGAGGAGAUGGAUCCAUCGAUCGCGGACGGGUUUCGGGUCAUCUACGACCGAGAAGUCCCGUUUGAGCUGCGGGUUCAGGAAUCAGCCGACGGACCGCAGCAAGUUGGUACUCUAGAGGCGAUCAAGGUUAAAGUUCUUAUGCUGGGAGAUGAUGCCGCCCCUCAAUCUGUUCGGGUUGAAUUGUCCAGUGAGGCUGACCUCUUCUUUCAUUACACACACAGCAUCGACGAUGCUUCGUUUCAGGUAAUGCAAGAGGAGCAAAAACUGAUGGUGGAGUUCCAGGACUACCCGAACGUUCUUAUCCGGAUGUUGAACAACUGCAUCAAGGAGCCCCACUCGCACCUCGUCGUUUUCGUCAUGCAGCACGACGUCAACGCUCGCCUGGAUUUCAUACAGAACAUGGAGUACAAAUUUGUGGAGCUGAUGUCCCUCCAAUACACGAGGUCUGCGGAAGACAUCGUUCAACAUCAAAUCACCUACAGAUACAACGCGAUGAAAUCAAGGCUUGCCUUGAUGCAGGCACGCCUCCAGGAGGUGAACAACCUUGUCAAGUUGAAGAACCCGUCCCUCCUUCUACAGUUGCAGUCUCGGUGA
Ectocarpus siliculosus is the source of this 633-nucleotide messenger RNA. NCBI's taxonomy places the organism in Eukaryota, Phaeophyceae, Ectocarpales, Ectocarpaceae. The record is from the annotation of a GenBank genome assembly.